CGAGAGGGCACGAGGAGGGAAAUGGGUUCUAUGUCUAGAGUAGGGCUAACGCAAGGGAGCCAGCGGAUCCCGGAGGUGAGGGGACAGCGGUGGCCCAGGGACCAGCCACCGCCUCUAGGAGACACCCCUCCAGGAUCGGGAUGAGAAGGAGAGAGCUCUGGAGAGAGAAGCUUGAGAAACCUACAGGCCGGUGGAGCUUUUCAUCUGGGACCCUUCGGAGCCCAGGAGAGAGCAGUCUGUCUCCCUUCCGCGCGAUGGCCUCUGUGAAGACUUAUGUGACCAAGUUGAAGUCCUUCGUGAUUUUGUUCUUCUCCCCGAUUCUGCUGCUUCCACUCAUCAUUCUGAUACCUGACAAGUUUGCCAGGUGCGCCUAUGUUAUCAUCCUCAUGGCCAUCUACUGGUGCACAGACGUCAUCCCGGUGGCCAUCACCUCCCUCCUGCCUGCCUUGCUCUUCCCACUUUUGAAGGUACUGGACUCCAAGCAGGUGUGUAUGCAGUACAUGAAGGACACCAACAUGCUCUUCCUGGGAAGCCUCACUGUGGCCGUGGCUGUGGAGCGCUGGAAACUUCAUAAGAGAAUUGCCCUGAGAAUGCUGCUCUAUGUGGGGACCCAGCCCUCACGGCUGAUGCUGGGCUUUAUGUUUGUCACGGCCUUCCUGUCCAUGUGGAUCAGCAAUACUGCCACCACAGCCAUGAUGAUGCCCAUUGUUGAGGCCAUGCUGGAGCAAAUAGUAGCCACGCACGCAGCUUUGGAUACCUGCCAGGGGACACUGGAGCUGUCGGACAAGGCCAAGGCCGGCGAGUUUCCAGGAAACCAGGUGAUGUUUGAAGACAUCACUGUGCAGAAGCAGGAAGAUGAAGACACAAAGAACAUGUACAAGGCUAUGCACCUCUGUGUGUGCUAUGCAGCCAGCAUUGGGGGUACGGCCACCUUGACCGGGACGGGACCCAACGUGGUGCUCCUGGGCCAGAUGCAGGAAUUGUUUCCUGACAGUAAAGAAGUCCUGAAUUUUGCUUCUUGGUUUGGAUAUGCCUUCCCCAACAUGCUGAUCAUGCUGAUGCUGUCCUGGCUGUGGCUCCAGUGCUUUUACAUGGGAUCCAAGUCUAUAUUUAAAAAAUCUUGCAUCUGCUGCGGGCAGAAGAAGCAGAGCACCAAGAAGUUGGCCUUCAAGGUGCUGCAGGAGGAGCACAAGAAGCUGGGGCCCUUGACCUACCCCGAAUACAACGUGCUCUUCUGCUUUGUUCUGCUUAUCAUCCUAUGGUUCUCCCGAGACCCCGGCUUCACGCCUGGCUGGCUGUCCAUUGCCUGGGUGGACGGAAGGACCAAUUAUGUCACUGACGCCACAGUGGCCAUCUUUGUGGCCAUCUUGCUUUUCAUUGUACCUUCCCAGAAGCCCAAGUUCAACUUCAGCAGCCAGACUGAGGAAGAAAGGAAAAUUCCGUUCUAUCCCCCACCACUGCUGGAUUGGAAGUACACCCAAGAGAAAAUGCCCUGGAGCAUAGUGCUGCUCCUCGGGGGAGGCUUUGCUAUGGCAAAAGGAUGUGAGACUUCUGGGCUCUCUGAGUGGAUGGCAAGACAUAUGGAGCCCUUGAACUCAAUGAAGCCUUCCACCAUUACCCUGGUCCUGUCCUGUCUUAUUGCUCUGAUCACAGAGUGCACAAGCAAUGUGGCCACCACCACCUUGUUCCUGCCUAUCUUUGCCGCCAUGGCUCGUUCCAUCGGCAUCCAUCCACUGUACGUCAUGAUUCCCUGUGCCAUGAGUGCAUCCCUUGCCUUCAUGUUGCCUGUGGCCACCCCGCCUAAUGCUAUCGUGUUUGCCUAUGGACACCUCAAAAUUGUUGACAUGGUAAAAACAGGAUCCGUGAUGAACUUCAUUGGAGUUGCAUGUGUGUUUUUGUCAGUUAACACCUGGGGACGGUCCUUGUUUAAGUUGGAUGAGUUCCCUGACUGGGCUAAUUCAACAAGUAUUAACACUUAGGAAAAGCCGCAGCAGAACAAGCAUGGCCCCCCCACCCCCUCCCACCCUUCUGAGGACUGUGAUCCUCUGGCGCACCUUGCACAGAGCACUGGUGCUCAUACCCCAGUGUGAUCCAAUGAUGCCAACACCCUAGAAGAUCUAGCCAGUUAGUCACCUCUUUCUCCAGGCUGAUUCAGAGAUGGCAAUGGGCGACUGGAAGAGAAGUAAGGGAGUCCCUUUGAGAGGCCACGGCCUCAUCUUUCCCAGGACCCUGCCAUCCCCUCUGGGACAGACAGGAAACAGAGGGACCAGGACUCAAGAUCCUGUACCACGUGGCUUUGAAAGACUACUUGGUCCCAUGCUGGGCUUUGGUUCUCACAUCCUUGUUCCCGUGGUGUCCUCGGGGGAUUAGAUCAGCAGAAUGAGAGCCCAGCCCCUGUGCCACCUCUGGAUGCCCCAGAUCAUCUCUGUCACUGAACUCUGAUCUUGAGCAGCUUCCCACCGCCAGAGCGAGAGCGGGAGUCAAGGCUUCCUGAAGACUUAGACCCUACACGGCGCCAUCACUCAUGGCUGAGCAACCUGAGGUGCUAACAUCACGACAUCCCUGCUCACCCUUGACGGACCCGUCCCCUACUUGUCUUGUUUCAUAUUAAUUAACAAUUCAAACCCCUUUCCCAGCUCCCCACUGAGCCUCCUUCUACUCUGAUAUCCCUUUAUUGUCUUGGCCAGAAGCUGCUCACGCCCCUGGCCGAGGCUCAUGAGAAAACCCCAGUUUUUCCAGGGAGCUCAGUUUGGUUCUUCUGGGAAUGCUCUUCCUGCCAGACCAGACCAGUACAGCUGGGAUCACACUCUGAGGAUGGACAAUGGUCUUUGGUGGGUGGUAUCCAAGGGGCUUACCUAAGUCUCCCCUUAGCUAGACCUGGAGCAGCUUCAACAGCUCAUUUCCAAGGACUGGACCACUGCAGUUGGUCUGUCCUGCUGGAGUUGGAGCUCCUCAGGGAAGGCCUUUCCCUUGCAAGCUGUGCACUGUUGCCAGGCCUGGUGGCAACAGAGCGUGGUUGAGACUGAGUGAUAUCCGGUGGUCCCCGAGCAGUCGGACCCCACCAGAGGAAAUCAGUUGACCUGAGAGUAUGGGGAAUUACUCCAGAGUGUCCAUGGGAACCCACAGGACCCCUCAAAUGAAAGGGAGACAGGGAAGGAAACUCCCCCUUGUCCCUCAGUGACACUCUCUUCCCUACUUAUAUUGCUCUGAAAAGAAGCACUGGAGGGUAGAUAAGGCCCAUGGGUGUCAUUUUUCUGGGCAGAAGACAGUAUGGGGACCCAAGGAAUCCCCAUCAAAAUCCAAGUGUGUGCCUGGUUCCUUGGGAGGGUAACUCCUGACCACACUGUUGAAGGCUUACCCUUGUCAAAUAAUCUGUCUGCUAUGGAAAGUUCCAGUGGGCUGACUGGUCUGUGAUUUUGUGCCUUGUGGAGGAGACAGAGGGAGGUAGAUGAAUAAACAGUUAUUCUCUGUCCA
Molecule: messenger RNA, 3474 nt
Organism: Peromyscus maniculatus bairdii (prairie deer mouse)
Lineage: Eukaryota; Metazoa; Chordata; Mammalia; Rodentia; Cricetidae
Gene: Slc13a5
Product: solute carrier family 13 member 5
Biological process (GO): citrate transport; transmembrane transport; succinate transport
Cellular component (GO): plasma membrane
Molecular function (GO): sodium:dicarboxylate symporter activity; citrate transmembrane transporter activity; succinate transmembrane transporter activity
Source: RefSeq, a predicted model, not a curated record